AUGGCCGGCGCGGCCGAGCUUCGACGGCGGGGAGUACGAGCAGCAGCAGAAGCAGGCGCUGCUGGCAGUGAUCGUGCAUCCCUACUCGCGCAUGGGCGGCUCGCAGGCCGUUACACAGGGCCUGGCGGAAUGCCUUUGUCUGCGCGGGUUCAAGUGAGUUUCCGAGCAUUUGCCUUCGAGUCUUCUGAGGCUAAAUCAGUAGCAGGCGUUGCUGCUGGCGGCGACGCGCUGCAGGACCGGGUUGCGGAAUGCCGCCUUGCCUCCACGGGUUUAAGUAUCGUGGUGACGUUCGACCUGCGGGGCGCGGGCAGGUCGACGGGGCACGCAUCGUUCACGGGCGAGCCCGAGGUGGCGGACGUCAUGGCCGUGUGCCGCUGGGCGGGGGAGAAGUACGCCCAACGCAUACUGCUGCUGGGGUCGUCCGCAG
Closterium sp. NIES-65 is the source of this 427-nucleotide messenger RNA. The record is from the annotation of a GenBank genome assembly. Lineage: Eukaryota; Viridiplantae; Streptophyta; Zygnematophyceae; Desmidiales; Closteriaceae.